AUCACUAACCCCCUCCUGGGUCCCUGCGUGUCCUGUCACCCCCACCCCUAUCACUAAACCCCUCCCAGGUACCUGUGUGUCUUGUCACCCUCCCCCUCCUCACACACACACAUCACUAACCCCUUCCUGGGCCCCUGCCUGUCCCGUCACUCUGCAUCACUAAUCCCACGGGUCCCUGUGUGUCCCCUCAUCCCCAUCGAUAACCCCUCCCUGGGGUCGUCACCUCCCGCAGAGUCCCUGCGUGUCCCCUCAUCCCCAUCGGUAACCCUUCCCGGGGGUCCUCACCCUCUCCUGGGUCCUUGCGUGUCCUGUCAGCCUCCAUCACUAAUCCCCAGGUGCCUUUGUGUCCCCACAUCUCCAUCAGUAACCCCUCCCUGCGGUCCCUGCGUGUCCUCUCAUCGCCCCAUCGGAAACUUCUCCCUGGGGUCCUCCCUUCCCCCCUCCCAGGGUCCUUGCGUGUCUUCUCAUCUCUACCAUUGGAAGCCCCCGCCCCUGGCAUCCCUGUGUCCCCCCACAUCAGUAAUCCCCCUAGGGUCCCUAUAUCUCACCCCUAAUGCGAGCUCCCUGAUUUUCCUGGAUUUUUACUAUUUGGGACCCAGUGUGUGUUGCUCUUAGGGUGCCCCCUUCUUGUAUCUGGGCACUUAUCUCUCAGGGUCCCAUUCCCCCACUUUUGUGUGGGCACUUUCCUUCACUCCCCAGUGUGUACCUCCCCUGUCCCCGGGGGUACCAGCAUUGGUGGUGGUAGCUGCAGUAGAGAAGCGGUAACAUGGUAGAGAAGCGGUGCCCGCGGCUGCAGAGGGACAGUGUGUACCGCUGGUUCUCAGAAUUGCCCUCCCCGCAGCGGGUGGAAUUUCUCUGUGGCCUCCUGGACUUGUGCAUCCCACUUGAACUGCGCUUUCUAGGUGCCUGCUUAGAGGACUUGGCCCGCAAGGACUAUCAUUCCCUACGUGACUCUGAAAUCAAGGCUAACAACCCUGCUGACUUGGGUAGCCUCACUAACUUGACAGACGAAGUGGUACGUAGCAAACUGCUGGUCUCCCUUGCCUUGUUGGGGUCUGCACACCGAGAGGCAGCUGGAGUCCUCUUCCGCACACUUACCCAUAUUGAUUCUGUCAUCAACAACUAUGGGCUGCAGCUCAACGAGGGCCGCACUGGGGAUGAAUUUCUCUUGCUCUUCACUAUGGCGUCCAACCACCCUGCCUUUAGCUUCCACCAGAAGCAGGUACUGAGGCAAGAGCUUACCCAGAUCCAAAACAUCAUGGCCAGCACCAGCAAGAAUCCCAGUAUUCCCGCUCUUAGCACCAUGGCAACCUACCCUGGCUGCCAUAAGGUCACUCCAAGAUCUGAGACCCCCAUAAACAGUGUCAGUAACAGUUUGGAAAAUGCACUACAUACGUCAGCACAUUCCAUUGAGGAGUCGUUACCCAAGAGGUCUUCAGGAAAACACUCCAAAGUGAGUGUUGAAAAAGUGGAAGUAAAGGGAUUGGCACACAAGAAGAAUGAAAGAAAUGUUGAAUAUUCCUUUGAGGUCUUGUGGUCUGAUUCUUCAGUGACGUUGGUAACCAAAUCUUCUACUGAAGUGACUGAAUUUAUUUCAAAGCUAUCUCAGCUGUACCCAGAAGAAAACUUGGAGAAAUUCAUUCCUUGCCUAGCUGGUUCAGAUUCGUUUUACCUAGAAAGGAACCACAUGGACCUGGAAUCAGAUGUUAGGUAUUUGGCAUCCUUACCUUCCCAUGUGCUGAAAAAUGACCAUGUCAAGAAAUUCUUCAGCACUUCUUCUUCUUCUCAGCAACUUCAGAGUUCAAGUCCUGGCAACCCCUCUCUCUAUAAAGUAGUCACUACGCUGGGUGCAUCUGGAAGACCUAUAUGUGGAGUAGCUGGUAUUCAGUCUUCACAGAACCAUGUACAGCACUCAGCUGUUUCUUCAGUUGCACUGCCCCAUUGCUCUCAUUCAGGGAGUACAGGCUCAUCUUUAGCCUACCGCUCCCAAAUGGACACCUCUUCACCCAUGUUGUCUUCCAGUUCACAGACGCCCCAGACCCAGGAGCAAAAUGGGAUUUUAGACUGGCUCAGGAAACUGCGGUUACACAAGUAUUAUCCUGUCUUCAAACAACUCACAAUGGAGAAGUUUCUGAGCCUUACUGAAGAAGAUCUGAAUAAGUUUGAAUCCCUCACCAUGGGAGCAAAGAAAAAACUCAAGACCCAGCUGGAAUUGGAAAAAGAAAAAUCAGAGAAACGGUGCCUAAAUCCAGCAACACCUUCUUCAGUUACCAGCAGUGGAGUGGCAAGGGUCCCUCCUACCACUCAUGUAGGGCCUAUCCAGAGUAUUCGUGGCAACCAUGCUGCAGAGCUGCGUGUAGAUGUGGAUCAGCCAGCCCACCCGCUUCCCCGAGAAGGUAGUUCUUCUGAGUACUCAAGUUCCUCUUCCAGCCCCAUGGGGAUCCAGACCAGGGAAGAGAGCUCAGAUAGUGCUGAGGAGAAUGAGAGACGUUUAGAGAUUCACUUGGACAGUUCAGAAAAGGAGAAGCCAGUGAUGUUACUAAAUCAUUUCACUUCGAGCUCCGCCAGACCCACAGCCCAGGUUCUACCAGUGCAGAAUGAUGCAGGCUCCAAUCCUUCUGGGCACCAUAUCUUGCCAAUGCAAAUGAUGACAGCAGCCUCCACCCACAUCAGCCCUAUUCGAAUGCUAAAUGCGAUGCACAAGUCAGAGCGAAAUACAGACGUGAAGCUACUUUCCUCUUCUGUGCAUUCACUUUUGUCUCUAGAAGAAAGAAAUAAAGCUUCACCUGGACCUAGAAGCAGCAUUAAAAUGGACAAGAGCUUUGGAAAUACAGUGGUUGAUGUGAUGCCCACAUCGUCUCCCCAUCAGCCCCUGCAAGUACUUUCAGGAGUUCCUGAAAACAGUUCUUCAUCUUCGGUUAACUAUGGUCCUCGAACCAAAGUUGUACAUGCUUCAACUCUGGACAGAGUGAUAAAAACAACUCAACAGACAUCAUUAAUAGCGGAAGCAAGUACUGCUGCCACUGUAACAUCCAGCACAGUCUUCCAUAUGGCACGUCCACCCAUCAAGCUCCUGGUAUCUUCUUCUGUUCCUACGGAUUCUGCCACUGCUGGGCAAACUUCCUGCUCCAGCAAUAUGCAAAUAAGUGUCUCUCCUGCAAUAAUCAAUCCCCGGACUGCUCUGUAUACAGCCAACACCAAAGUUGCCUUUUCUGCAAUGAGCAGUAUGCCAGUGGCUCCGAUGCCAGGCAGCUUCUGUGCAAACAGUAACACUGCCUCUUCUAGCAGCCACCCAUCCACAUCAUUUGCAAACAUGGCAAAUUUGCCCAGUUGUCCUGCCCCCAGUUCUAGCCCCACACUUUCAUCUGUUGCUGAGAACAAUUUCUAUAGCAGCAGCAGUAGUAGUGGAUCUGCAGGGAGUAUCCCAGUACCAAAUCAGAAUCAUCACCACCACCACCACCAACAGCAGCAGCAGCAACCGCCUGGGUGUAUGGUGUGUAGUUCCUGUGGGUGUAGUGGGAACUGUGGUUCAGGCAGUAUGACUGUCAGUUAUGCUAACUAUUUCCAGCACCCAUUUUCAGGUUCCUCAAUGUUUACCUUUCCAUUUCUACCCUUCAAUCCUUUAUGUAGUAAUGGCUACAUCAACACGCAGCAGUACAACGGCAGCACGACUUUUCCAAUGGUUCAUUCUCCCUACAACAGUGGUUUAACACCAGACUCUGUAAUGAGUGGGCAGUCCACGUUUGCAGUGCCCCCAAUGCAGAACUUUAUGGCAGGAACAGCAGGGGUGUAUCAGGCACAAGGAAUGAUGGGAAACAGCAAUGGUUCAAGCCACAAAAAAAUUGGGAACCUUUCCUGUUACAACUGUGGGGCCAGUGGUCACCGAGCUCAGGAUUGCAAACAGCCACCAAUGGAUUUCAAUCGGCAAGGUACUUUUAGGCUGAAAUAUGCCCCUCCAGCUGAAAGUCUUGACUCCACAGACUGAUAUUUUCUCUGCCAAGAGAACACUGUAAGCCAUGGAGAUAAGGAAUUUUAAAUACAAAACUGAGAAGUCCAUUGCUGUUAAGUUUUAAUGAGUUUUUUAAUCCAAAGGUGCUUUACUUUACUAGACUAGGUAGAAAAUCUAGCUUAGGGGUGCAUCAAACCCAUUUUUGAUCGCCAAAAUUCAAGUUUAGAUCUUGGGAGAUGGAACUUGCCUAAUACGUAUCAUGCGAUUGAUGCGCAGUGGAUGGCAGGUGAAGCUGGCCAACUACAUUUUCUGUUGCAAAUGCAAAACAACCAACCACCCUACACACUUCUGCUGAAGAAUGUUGCCAUCUUUGGACCUUCUACAAUGAAAAGGAUAACUCCAGGGCAGCUACUACAAUGUGAUCUGAAGUGAGAGCUGGAGGUUGAAGGUAUGAGCGGCUGUGUGCCAGCCAGCCUCUGAAACCCUGGGCUAAGUAAAAUGGCUACUUUUUUUCAAAAGUAAUCAGGCACUAAUCUCUGGGAUUUUUAAGGAUUGCACUACAGAAGAAUGUAAAACUAUUCAGGCUUCUGCACUUUUAGCAGAUAGUGUCACUCUGAGACCAGUGCAAGAGGCAAAGAAGUUCCAACCUUUAAACUUUGGCACCAGCAGGCUAUGCGAUUUACUACACAAUAAAAAUCUUAAAUAAUUCUCUCCUUUCCCUUCCAAAAGAACACACAUGGCAGUUUCAAUUCCUUCUGGAAACAACCUUACUCUCACUGUCGCCAUUACUACUAGAUACAGGUGGGUUACUAGCAGUGAAAUGAACUUAGUUUUCCAAGAGUCCAAGUCCCAGAGACUCCAGGGCCAUAAAGGCUUCACAAAGAGGUUUUUUUUUAUGUAAUACAUGGAACACCUUUUAAGUCCUGUUACUGUAUAUAGGUAUCUUUCACAGAAACCUUACUACUCUGCUUUUGUAAAUGAAUUUUAAACCAUCCUAAAAAUAAACUCUGGCAGCAGAGUUAGCAAGCUGUUGCUUUACUUUAUGUAAUGAAACUCUGACUCGUACCCCAGGGCUUUUGCUACAGGAGUCAGAGGGGUAGAAUUCAAACAUGUAAAGGGUAGUAAACGUCAUUAUUUUAAAGACUCUGAAGGAUUUACUGUCGGCCUCCUUUGUGGCAGUAGACUGCAGAUUACUAAUUUUGGUGUUAACUACCUAGCGUACAUAAUUUUGAGUUGGCAAGUUUAAUUAAGAGUUAGGAGGAAGCCAAACAAAGCUCAUGUUGCUGAAUUGAAAAGGUCUUGUCCUGUCUUGCCCUGCCCAAGGAAUUCCACUCGCUGCAAUGGGUGUGGCCUUUUUUUUUAAAAUGGCCUGAAAUUUAAAGUGAUUCUUGUUUUCCAGAUUAGAGUAUGCAACUUCAAUAUCUGAGGCCUUGUUUAUCUUGUGGGAUUUUUUUACACCAGUAUAGCUAUACCUGUGCAAACCUGAAGGUAGAUGUUCUACACCAGAAUAAAUAGCACUUGUAUUCGUGCAUCUUGCUCUGGUUUGAAAGCAAGGAAAGCCAUACCAGCGCAAGACACUUUUUAUGUGGGUGCAAAGCUCCUCAGGGUGGAUCUGGCGUUAGCUACUGCAGUGUUGGUUUAAGUAGCUAAUGCAAUAAAUUGUCAGUCAAGAUUUGAAUGGCAAAUGUUAGACGUUAAAUAUCUGGGCCAUCUUUUAGUUCCGUUUUCUCAAAACUGUCAGCCAGCCUCACCCGAAAGCAACAACAGGCCAGGGCAAUAUGAUAAAUUAAUAUUGAUAAAGAGGCAUUGUAACAUGAGAUGGCAAGACACCAAACUUGUCCCAGUUUUUCUUUGGAGGUCAUAGAGUUUUUUGGCAUCAUGGAAACCAACCCUGAAGUUGUGUAACAUUUGGUUUCUCAAAAAUAACAAGAUUUCUGUUGUUUAUUUCUAUGCAAUGAAGAAAUGCCAUACUUCUGUAUCCUCAGCUACGUUCACACUACACAGUAUUUAUAGACAGUGUUGAAACAAUUGUUUGCUAUGUCUGUAUUUUGAGGUGGUUACAUAUAAUGGUCUCAUGAGCAACUUUCAAAUCUGCAACACUAACGUGAUGAGAACUGACAAUGCAAUUUACUUUGCCUUAAUGAGCUUGAAACAAUAGUACAAAAAAAGCUGUCAUAUGAUAUUGUGUUAAAGGGAACUUGCAGUUUUUGCUUAAAAUGUUUACUACAGGAUUUUGAUGGUCUCUCCAGUAGCCUGGAACAUGUGCUGAAAGCCAAACUUUCACAUUUUUUCACUUUUUUAAAACAAAAGAAUAUUUUAAAAUUGAACUGUAUUUAAACUAUUUCAACACACAUGCAAGUACUAAAAGCCGUCCCUCAAACUAGCAAAAACCAAUAGCAAAAAAAAUUCUUGUUUUCUAUACCAAUUGCAUUUUGUUUCAUGGGCAAGGCUGGGAAGUAUAGUCUUGUCUGUUUAAUAUUCACUACAAAUCAAAAGGGUGUAACAAGGAUUAUUAAACUGAACUUUUAUCCAGUUAGCUUCUUCAAAAAUGGUUUCAUUCCUGCAUUCAGAAUUCUUGUCUUCAAGAAUGUUUCCUGUUUGUAAAGUUAAGGCUGAUAUUUCCUAGGCAGAUUAAUAUGCACUUAACUAUCUUUAAAAAUUACCUUUUAAGUCUGAUUUCAAAUUCAAACUCAGCAAAGCCUGAGUAAAUGGAAGGAAGUGGAGCUUAAUGUAGAUGUUUGAAGAGCCGGUACUGUUUAUAGAGCUUUCCCUAAAUCAUCAACCUGAGUCGUGGCUUCUGAUUUGCUGGUGUAAUCUGUUAUGUUUGUACCAAGAACAACCAAAAUUAGUGAGCCUAAACAGAGCACUUUAAUUAUAUAAUCCAUUUUAAAAGGCACAAGUCCAUCUCUUUCCUCUCAAAUUAGUCUGUCUAGAGUGACUGAAAGAACCAGCUCAUAAUACCAUUUCUGUAUGUCAAAAUAUGGAAAAUAGACACAGAAUAAGCUUUUUUAUUCAUAUCUUUGCCCUGGCAGUGUAAGAAUAUCUAGUUCACAAACUAGCUUGCACUCUAGGAUAACUGACAGUUUUUAAAAUGCAAAAGAGGGACAAACUCCUUGUCAUUCUCUGCUUUUAAUCUCAGCACUAUAGGAAUGUGGAAGAGGGUCAUAACUUUAAGCUUCCUUACCAGAGGGAAUCUAUAAUGCAAUUUCACAAUAGUCUUUCUGAUUUUAAAGUAUUGGUGAUGGAAGUGUUAGGAAGAGAAUGAAACCAGAAUUACCAACAAACUCCUCUGACAGUAGCAGUCCAAUUUGAAAUAAGCAUUAGAGGUUAGUUUGUGUGUCAUUAACAUUUGUCAGGAGGUUCAACAAGGAAGAUUCAUAUCAGGAAGCAGGUAUUAAUAGGAUUCCGUAGUGAUAUCAGGUUUCAUGUUAUGUGAAACUUCCUAAACUGUGUAUUAAACCUGACCAGUAAAAAUUCAGCCAUAAAAUAAGUGAAGGACUUCCUGAAAUAGUAUAAACCAACCACUGUUACCUCAGCUUGAGUUUCAUGCCAUUUACUGCUUGUUAGUAUUGACACUAAAAUUUAGUUUAUGGUAUUUGGCAGAGAAGCCACACUAAUCCCACUCCCCCAAAUGAAAAUAGAUUAGUUCUUGCAGUUUCACAAUGGCAUCAGUCCUACAGAACAUGUAUCAGAGGUCACUUACACUUAAAGCCAUGGAUUCUGGGAAUGGUCUAGAAUUCCUUUGUAAAUCCAGUGGGUCCUAUUUUGUUGGAAGUAAAUGUACUUACCACUUGCAAGAUUCUGGAAAACCAUAUUGCUGGUUGAGGCCAAAGGUAAGUUACUACAAUACUAAGGAAAUAUAAUACAAACUCUUGGGACUUUAAGUUCUUACACAAGUAAAAGAUGCUUUGGUACAGAAACAAAGCAAAUCCUUUGUUUUGAAGUGUAGUUUAACAGCUUCUCUUGGAUAUAAUUUUUCCACUAGGAAUGAAGGAAACUCCUACUCCAAUUUGAGCCAUUUCCCUUAUUUCAGUCAAUUCUAGUAUUAAAAAUUGUGCAUGUAACUUUAUAAAUAUUUUUAAAAUAGUUUUGUAAAUAUUUAAUAUUCAGCUAAUUUGAUUUUGAAUUGUAAAUGUCAAGUAUUCUGGUAUUGGAAUUUUUAUGUUUUAUUAUACUUUGUUAAAGGUAAAAUUGUACAUUUUUAGAAUGUUUUUAUCUAAGUAAAUUUAAUGUAUGGAAAAUAAAAAAAAAGUUCAAGUCCUUACGUGCUUUUAAAAGGCUUUCUCCCUUUGUUUUCUCCCAACCUAAGUUGAGAACUAUUUUAGAAAUUCAUUCAAAACAACUUUACAAUUAAAGACACCCUCAGUCUAACUACACUCAUCUGCCAAUGAAUCAGAUAGACCUUACAUUGUUUGUCUCUAUGCAACUGCUAUUCUCUAAUAAUUAAAAUUUGAGGGACAAACUUUGCCUUAAUCAAGGACAACUCUGCAAGGUACUGCUGUCCACAACUUGACACUUCACUCACUGCAGCAGACUGACUGGGCUAGUGAGCAGGGGGUUCUGUAAUGUUUAUGAACUAGGACCAUGCUAUGACUUAAAGAAUUACUGGUGAAAAACAAGUGGAACUGCUGAACACAGCCUUAGCCCUUAAAACCAGUAUUAAAACACUGUUUUGGAAGAAUGGCAUUUUGUACUGUAAGCUACCCAGAAACUGCUGUCUGCUUGUUGCUUUCUUGCUAGAUCCAUGCCUUUGAAACCCUAGUUAAGUCUCUCUACCUGUUCAUACACUUGCAUCUGAAUUGUUUAUUAAAUUACUGAAGGGCUAGAUUCUGCCACCCUUAUGCCUGUUGUAGUACCUUACUACUCAUAGUCCCAGUAAAGUCAGUGGGGACUACUGAUGGAGUAAGGGGUGUAGAAUCUAACCCCAAAUUAAAAACACGAGAUUUCUUUAAACUUAUCUGUUACUGUAAACUCAGAAAAAAAGAAACACUAACGCAUGUUGCAGACUAUAACAAGUUAGCCUUGGGAUAAAAAGCUAGAUUGAGAGAAGUUUUAAUUAAAAUCUUGGAUGAGAUGGGAACAGCUGUUUUCCAUGCAGAAAAUAUUCAAGCUAUUAUUAGUAUGGUUUUGUGUGGGUAAGUUCAUUGUAUCUUUGCGAUGGGAAACAUAAUGCAUCCUUCCCCACUAACAACUAAAUUGCAAUGGGACUGCCUUCUGCUGGCCCCCUGCAAGCCUCUCCUAUUUCUAACUUCUCCCUUUCUUUUGUGACAGGGCUUCUCCAUUCUACAAUUAUUUCAAUACGGUUGUUCACGGUCCUAAGCAUCAUCAUAGAUUGCUAAGCCACACUGGGAUCUACUG
Molecule: messenger RNA, 9307 nt
Organism: Trachemys scripta elegans
Lineage: Eukaryota; Metazoa; Chordata; Testudines; Emydidae
Gene: ZCCHC14
Product: zinc finger CCHC-type containing 14
Exons: 13
Coding region: 767-3985 (1072 amino acids)
Molecular function (GO): zinc ion binding; nucleic acid binding; phosphatidylinositol binding
Source: RefSeq, a predicted model, not a curated record